GCUCCAGGGUGGGCAUCUCUGGGAAAACUCCAAGGCUGGGCUUGAAACACAGCCCAUCCCUUGGGUUACAGGGACAUCUCCCAGGCCCACAGGAGCCAGUCCAUUUCUGGGCACACAGGUAACUUCCACCAAGAGGAGUGGGGCCACUGGCUCUGGGGAUGUGGGCCCUGUGCCGCCUGCAGCUGCUCCUCCAGCCAGGGCAUCCCCCGAGCGGAGCCCCAUAGGCACAGCAGGACCCCAGGGCUCUCGACUGGCAGGAGGGAGAUGCCAGGAGAGCACAGCAGGGUUACAGCCUAUCGCCUGCAGCAAGGGUAUGUUCAGCGCCAUCCGGGAGGCCCUGCCCAAAGCCCUGAGCAAGUAUAAAAAGCUCUGAGCUGCAAGCAAUGUGUGUGCAGCACAUCCAGCUGAGCUGUGAAACACUGCACAGCCAGGCACGGGUUUCAAAGACCUGUCUCCUGCCUGCGGGGAGAGCUGGCUGGGCCUUGGGGCCCGGACACUUUCUCCUUCAGAGCUGAGAUGGAAAAGGAACAUGUUGGAAGAGCUAUAGAGAGAGGCUGUAAAGGUGCCUAGGCAAAAUUCUUUGAGAACUUGGUCUAAUACCUGAUUUUCUCCCUGUAAUGUUUUUCCCAGCUUUGUGUUCAAGAGUAGAGACUGAUGUCAGGCCAGAAUAAACACCAGCUAGUUUUAUCCUGUGUUGGAGGCAAAUGGAGAUGUGAAAUGUGGGGUCUUCCAGCUCUGCGGAGGGAUUCAGCCUGAAUGAAAAGGGGUGUGGGAAGACAGAUGGGUAUCCUUUGCCUGGAUGGUCUGGGUGGCUGGGAAGGGUGCUCUCAGAGCCAGGCUGUGAAGAUGAAUGCCCUCUGUCAGCAAAGGGACACCCCAGAGCACCACUGGGGAGCAGGGACAGAGCAGUUUGGACAGCCAGAACCCAGGAGCCCUCCUCAUUCCAGGGUGGCAGGGAUGUCCAACAGGUCAUCACGCUCUUGUAGUGGUCACGAACAGUGACGUGGGGGUCAGGAUGGGGUGGGGAGAUGAGCUCCAUCCCAGGGAUCUCCCUGCAGCAACCCUGCCCUCCACCCCCACUGCCAGCCCUGGAGCUCACUGCUCUGUGUUUCCAUCCCCAGCAGGAGGAUGAGCCUCAUGAUGAUGCUGGCUUGAGCAAGCAAGAUCUGCCUUUUUUGGAGGUUUACAGAAGUAGCUUCUGUCAGCCCUUCCUAACGAUUGUGGAUGUUUACUCCGAGUACCCCGAUGAGGUCACCUACAUCUACAAACCCUCUUGCGUCGCUGUGCAACGCUGUGGAGGCUGCUGUGGAGAUGAGGGACAAUUCUGUGCACCCGUGGAGAUGGAGAUGGUCACCAUAGAGCUUGUGAAGAUUUCUCCGAAUAUCAAAGAGACCACCAUGGUCAAAAUGGACUUCUUGGCGCACAAGCAGUGUGAAUGCAGGCCUAUAUUGAUCAGCUGAAGUCAAGAAGAUCGGCCAACUCAGAGCUGACAGAGGUCAGCUGAGCCAGGGGAAAUCCCUUGUCAUCAGCGUUGGCAGGGUAUGAAGUAGCAGGACGGUGCCAAAGGGAUGCUCCCUCUGGGCAUCCUGGCCCGGCUCUGGACCCUUCACUCUUCUUCGAGCUCAGGUCCCAUCUGGUUGCUCCAGUCAGGUCUGUCUCCCUGGGGAAGGCUGAGGCCGGUCAAAAUUAGUCCCACAGCAAGUAUGGACUUUCUCAGCAGCGACCGAACACAGUAGCUGUCCACAGCUGGCACAGCUGCAGUGGCACAACAUGGAGCCAGCUCAUGUCAAAGUGAAAUUUUCUUUUUAGAAACAUUUCCUGUUGAAAGGGGACAAGCCCAAAGGUUAACAAAGGAAGGGCGAAGAUGCAGAUGUCUACCUCUUAGUAACAGAUAUUACGAUUUCUUAGGUCUGACAGGAUAUCAUUGGGAUUUCAUUCCAGCUUUUUUUUCUUUGCAGGCCCCCCCCACCUCUCCAAAACAGAUGUUAUUUGGACCUGGACUGACCAUUCCACAGAGGCAGUAAAUAAAUUGGCCUGAGCCGUAAUUGUUUGAUUGUUCCUGAUUCAGCAAACCUCCUUCGCUAAUAGUUGCCGUGAUCUAGGGGGCCCUGCAGACCUGGCUUUCCAAGAAAAAGCCAGAAAAAGAGGCCAGGAACAUGCGCUUCCAGGUUAAGUUGAACAGCAGUAUUUUCCAUGUGAAUAGUAUUGGCUAACCACCAGCUGGGCUCUUGACUACACUGUCAUUUUCCUGGGGCUUAAUGCAUUUGUGCCAACAUUUCCUAUUCCAUGUAUUUGAGUGAAGUUUGUAAAACCAAAUGAGCCAGCAAGAGUUAGUAAAAUGGCCAACCAAGAGCCCAGGGUUAGAGGGGCAACAGCAUUCCUUUGCAACAUGCAAAUAGGAAAAGAAUCUGCAUUCGUUAAUUAAUUGAGAUGGGGAAAGAUAUAUGUAAAAGAGGUAUGGUAACCCAAUUGCAUUCCUGUCGUGUUAAAUAGGUUAUCAGGGAACUGUCUGGAACAAGUAGGCCCUUUUAGAUGUGGGUAGAUGAAAAAGUUAUUUAAAACACAGCUGAUUAUAUGUUAUAAGAGAAAGUAAAUAGGGCUGUAAAGCCAGUAUUUAAAGAAUGAAAGCUUUAUUAA
Molecule: messenger RNA, 2637 nt
Organism: Dromaius novaehollandiae (emu)
Lineage: Eukaryota; Metazoa; Chordata; Aves; Casuariiformes; Dromaiidae
Product: vascular endothelial growth factor A-like
Exons: 5
Coding region: 1029-1460 (143 amino acids)
Biological process (GO): response to hypoxia; vascular endothelial growth factor receptor signaling pathway; positive regulation of angiogenesis
Cellular component (GO): membrane
Molecular function (GO): growth factor activity; chemoattractant activity; vascular endothelial growth factor receptor binding
Source: RefSeq, a predicted model, not a curated record